Molecule: messenger RNA, 1698 nt
Organism: Rotaria sp. Silwood2
Lineage: Eukaryota; Metazoa; Rotifera; Eurotatoria; Philodinida; Philodinidae
Source: the annotation of a GenBank genome assembly
AUGACAAGGCGUGAUGAUGAUGUCUUCUCUUUAAAAUUCAAUGUAGACAUAACUUCAGAAGACUUUACAAUUGUUUGGCUCGAUGCUAAUGUACAUCGGUAUACACAAGAAUAUAAUGAACUAUAUCGAACAAGCAACAUUAUUGAGCUAUUUGAGAAUGAAGAAGAUUGUCAUCAGUUUCUUGAUACUACAUCCAAUAUUCGAUCCAAAAAAUUGUUCGUGAUUGUAUCUGGUAGCUUAGGUAAAACAUUUGUACCAAAAAUUCAUGAAUAUAAACAAAUUUUAUUCAUAUACAUAUUUUGCCAACAACGCAAACAGCAGAGUACUUGGGCACGCAAUUAUAAAAAGCUUGGUGACAAUCGAAUUAUUACACAAACACAAAAUUUGUUUGAUCAACUUACUGAUGACAUUCGUCACACAAUUGAUGCUAUGAUUCCAAUCAAUAUUUUUAAUCGGGAAAAAGAAGAAUCAAUUCAAGAUUUAGACAAAGACAGCGCUUCGGCUAUGUGGUUUCAACUUGUAAUUGAUGUUUUAAUAAAUAUGGAAAAGACAUCAAAUGCCAAAGAGGAAAUGAUACAUCUGUGUGAUUCACUAUAUUCAGACAAUCCUCGAGUACAUGAGCAAAUUGUCGACUUCAAACAAAACUAUUGUCAUGAAAAUGCCAUUGUUUGGUAUACAAAAGACUCGUUUCUCUAUCGAUUACUGAAUAAAGCACUUCGCAUAAAAAAUAUUGAUGUCAUUUAUCCAUUUCGCUUUUUUAUUGCUGACCUUCAACGUCAAAUUCAUCAAUUGCACACCGAAUUCUUAGAAUUUGUAUGUACAGACAUAUUGACUGUCUAUCGUGGUCAACAAUUGGGAGUGGAUGAGAUCAGAAAGCUAGAAUUGAAUAUUGGUGGAUUAGUAUCGAUCAAUACAUUUUUAUCAGCGACGUUAAAUCCAAAAGUAGCGCUAACUUAUGCUGGUGAAAUCAAAGAUAAAUCAGUUGUAUUUAAAAUUCAAAUAGACAUUCGUACAAAUACCAAAGUUCCUUUUGGUAGCAUAUCUCAUAUGAGUGAACAUCGAUUCGAAGAAGAAUUUCUUUUUUCGAUUGGAGCAGUCUUUCGUAUUACGGCUGUCGAUCAAAUCGACAACGUCUAUUAUAUUACAUUGAAAAUUAGUGAUGAUGAAAAUGAAGAAAUAAAACAUCUUUUUAGCUACUAUUAUACGAACUAUAAAGUUAACGAGCCUACUACAUUGAUCACGCUUGGUAUGUUUCUUCAUGAAAUGGGUCAAUUUGAUCAAGCUGCUUACUAUUAUCGAUUGAUGUUACGUAAUAUUAAUCUGUCUUGUGAUUAUGACAUGCAGAUCAAACUUUACAAACAACUUGGCUAUGUAGCUAAAAGUCAAGGUCAUUAUCAACAAGCGAUUGAAGACUAUAAUCGAGCACUUACUCUCAUUCUUGAAUAUAAUCCCACUAACUAUCAAGAUUUAUUCGAAAUCUACAGUAAUUUGGGUGUAGCCUAUCGUUAUGUAUUCAAUUUCGAUGCCGCUCUAAUUUUUAUGCAAAAAACGUUAGAUUUACAUACAAAUUAUAUGGAACUAAACGAUAGUAAACUCUCUCAAGUAUUCAACAAUUUAGGUCAAGUAUAUCGUAGUCGAAAAGAAUAUGACAAUGCUGAAUUCUAUUUUAAGCAAGCUUUACAUAUUUUUAAUCAUUAA